GCCGAGUGACGGCGCUUCCCGGCAUGCUCGGUGCGCAGGCGCGGGGCGGCCGGCGCUGCCCGGGGGCCGUGAGGGCGGCGGGGUGCCGGGCAUGGCGGCGGGCGGCGGGGAGCGGGCGGCAGGUGCGGUGCAGCAGGGAUGAAGAGCCGGCAGCGGAUGUUCGCGGCGGUGAUGCGCCUGCUCCUCAAGUGCCUGCGUCUGGGCCGGCGGCGGCGGUUUAAGCUGGUGCAGCAGGCGGGACAGCUGUGGCACUACGGGCAUCUCUGCCUCCGUUCCCUGCUCUACAAUUCCUUCACCAACGGCGACGUGGUGCUUGACUCCCUCUUUGAGCCUGUCUACUGGCUGGUGGACCACGUCACCCGCUGGUUUGGUGUGGUGUUUGUGGCACUGGUGAUAGGGCUGACAAGCUCCAUUGUGGCCAUUGUGUACAUCUGCCUGCUGCCCCUCAUCCUGCAGACGUACACACCUGCCUGGAUCUGCUGGCAUCUUGCCUACGGACACUGGAACCUCAUCAUGAUUGUCUUCCACUACUACAAGGCCAUCACCACCUCGCCUGGGCACCCACCACAGGCCAAGAACGAUCUCACUGGCAUCUCCAUCUGCAGGAAAUGUAUUGCCCCCAAGCCAGCUCGCACCCACCACUGCAGCAUCUGCAACAGGUGUGUGCUGAAGAUGGACCACCACUGCCCCUGGCUAAAUAACUGUGUGGGGCACUACAACCACCGCUACUUCUUCUCCUUCUGCCUCUUCAUGACCAUGGGCUGCAUCUACUGCAGCAUCAGCGGCUGGGACAUGUUCCGGGAUGCCUACGCAGCCAUUGAGACGUAUUACCAGACCCCGCCACCCACCUUCUCCUUCCGCCAGCGAGCUUUCCACAAGAGCGUGGUCUACCUCUGGGUCCUGUGCAGCUCAGUAGCGUUGGCCCUGGGUGCCCUCACACUGUGGCAUGCUGCCCUCAUCACCCGUGGGGAAACCAGCAUUGAGAGGCACAUCAACAAGAAGGAGAGGCAGCGACUGCAGAAGAAAGGCAAGGUCUUCAGGAACCCCUACAGUUACGGCAGCUGGGAUAACUGGAAGGUGUUUCUGGGAGUGGACAUGCCAAGGCACUGGCUCACCCGUGUCCUGCUGCCCUCUCCUCACCUGCCCCAUGGAACAGGUCUAAGCUGGGAGCUGCCUCCCUGCAUGAGAGAGCAGCACACGCCACUCCUGGCUAUCUGAGGGCUGUGUGCUGCAGCAGUCCUUCCCUGCUGGCAGGGGAGUGCACAGGGGACCGACUCCACCACCACGGCUCAGUUUGGCCCAAGUGGCUGGUGGAAGGCAGGUGCUGGCACACACCGCUUGCCAGAGCCAGAGCUCUGGGAAAUGGGACUUUGUUGAGGCCUGGUUGCCUGUUCUAUCAGCACCUCAGUGGCUGCAGGCAGCCCUGGGGAGGGGGACAAAGUUGCUGCUCCCCAGUCUCGAUGAAGGUACUGUCCUUACCGCACACCAAUAUGGGCCAGCGCAGGGCCUGGGACUCUCUGGUAGGGCAGGGGGCAGAGGAUGGCUUACCUGCCCCCUAAGCAUUCCCCAGGGAGACUUUUUAAGAGCAUCCAAUAAAGAUGUUUUGUGUUUUUGUUUUUUUUUAAAA
Numida meleagris (helmeted guineafowl) is the source of this 1627-nucleotide messenger RNA. It is a transcript of the gene ZDHHC16, whose product is annotated as zinc finger DHHC-type containing 16. Gene Ontology annotation, biological process: protein palmitoylation. The transcript is spliced from 10 exons. NCBI's taxonomy places the organism in Eukaryota, Metazoa, Chordata, Aves, Galliformes, Numididae. Gene Ontology annotation, molecular function: palmitoyltransferase activity. Bases 139 to 1218 code for a protein of 359 amino acids. Gene Ontology annotation, cellular component: Golgi apparatus. The record is from RefSeq and is a predicted model, not a curated record.